AUGAUUACAGAAGUAAAUGAAAAUGACUCUCUGAAAUAAGAAGAUAGAAAAUAGGAUGAAACUGAUGUUUCUUAUGUACAAUUGUACAGGUUUGCUUCAAAAGCUGAUUAUGGUCUAAUGUUUCUAAGUUUGAUUGGAGCGAUUGGAAACGGAUUAUCUAUGCCUAUAUAUUCUAUAAUUUUUGGUGACCUCACUGAUUCGUAUGCAUACGAUGAUAAUGAUACCAAAAUAUAAAAGGCUGGACUCAAUACAUUGUAUAUUUAAAAUAGAUAUAUUAGAUAUAUGGUAAUCUUAGGUAUAGCUACAUUAUUAGUAACAUUAUUAAUGUAUGCGACAUUUUCUAUAAGUACAGAAAAUCAAACAAAAAGAUUAAGAAAAUGUUAUCUUAGUUCUCUAUUAAGAAAGUAGGUUAUGUGGUAUGAUUAAAUAAAUACAAAUACUUUAAACUAAAAAAUAAACAAUGAGAUAUCUUCAAUAUCAGAUGCAAUUGGAGAAAAGACAAUGACUUUUGCAUUUUCUUUAGCUGCCUUUAUAAGUGGUUUCUUGGUUGGGUAUAUAAAGUAUGAAUUUGUUAAAGAUAUUUUUAGAGGUUGGAAACUAGCAUUAGUAAUAACAUCAGCCUUACCAAUAUUAGCAAUAACAAUAGUAUUGAUUGUUAAUGCAGCAUAUUGGAGGGAACAGUUUACAUUAAAGUCUGAUAUUGAUUCAUCAGCUGUAGUUGAAGAAACAUUAAGUCAAAUUAAAACAGUAAAAAUGCUUGAUGGAGAAGAUUUUGAGUAUUAAAGGUUUAGUAAGAUCAUAUAACAUUCAUCAAAGACAAUAAUUAAAUAUGGAUUAUAUUAUGGUUUAUCAUAUGGAUCUAUGUUGGGGUUUUAAUAAUGGACUUAUGCAUUAGGUAUAUUUUAUAGUGGUUAAUUAGUAUCAAAUUAAGUAAUUAUAAAUAUUAGUAUUUUAAAAGGUUGAUAUAAAUUAUACAGGUUCCAUAUAUACAUCAGGUAGUAUUUGUACUGUAUUCUUUGCAAUAUUAAUGGGAAGCUUUUCUUUAGGAUAGAUUGGUCCUUGUUUGUAAAGUUUUGCUAAGGGAAAAUUAGCAGCAAAAGAAGUUUUUAAGAUUUUAGAUGAGAAGCAAAUUUAAGAAUAGAAUUAUGAAUUAAUAAAUAAUGAUAGUUUAAAUGGUUUAAUUCAAUUUAAAGAUGUUUCAUUUACAUAUCCAACAAAAAAAGAAGUUUAAGUAUUAAAAUAAGUGAGUUUUUAAAUUCCAUAAGGAAAGAAAGUAGCAUUUGUUGGAGAAAGUGGAUCUGGAAAGUCUACUAUUGCUUAAUUAUUACUUAAAUUUUAUGAAAUUGAUAGUGGAAUGAUUUUGAUAGGUUCGAAUGAAAUAUCAUUAAAUUAGAUUGGGAAAGAAUAAUUUAGAUAGAAGAUUGCUAUUGUUUCUUAAGAACCUGCUUUAUUUGAUACAACAAUAAGAGAAAAUUUAAAAUUGGGAAAUUAAAAUUGUAAUGAUGAAGAAUUAAUAGAAAUGUUAGUAUCAAUGAAUGCAUCAGAAUUAGUUGAACAUUUAGAUACAAAUGUGGGAAUUAAUGGAAAUCAAUUUAGUGGAGGUUAAAAAUAAAGAAUUGCUAUAGCUAGAGCAUUGUUAUAAAAACCAGAAAUUUUAAUUUUAGAUGAAGCCACUAGUGCAUUAGAUAGAACAAAUGAAUAUCAAAUAACUAAAAAAAUAGAUGAAUAAUUUACAAAUUUAACUAGAAUUGUUAUUGCUCAUCGUUUAAGUACUAUUUAAGAUAGUGAUUUAAUUAUUGUAUUUUAAUAAGGAUAAAUAAUAGGAUAAGGUACACAUACAGAAUUGUUGUUAAAUUGUUAAUAAUAUGCUUAUUUGAUAUCAAAAUAAUAAACAAAAGAAGAAGCCAUGGUGUUGCCUACUACUUUAAUGAGUAUAGAUAAUGAAUCAAUUAAAAAAAGAACAGAUAGAUCAUCAAAGCGAACAUAAAUUUUUGAUAAUAAUCCAUCUGAAAAGUCUAAGAUUAGAUUGAUAGAUACUUAAAAUGAAACAAUUAAAUUAUCAAUGGUUAGANAGUAUCAAAUUAAGUAAUUAUAAAUAUUAGUAUUUUAAAAGGUUGAUAUAAAUUAUACAGGUUCCAUAUAUACAUCAGGUAGUAUUUGUACUGUAUUCUUUGCAAUAUUAAUGGGAAGCUUUUCUUUAGGAUAGAUUGGUCCUUGUUUGUAAAGUUUUGCUAAGGGAAAAUUAGCAGCAAAAGAAGUUUUUAAGAUUUUAGAUGAGAAGCAAAUUUAAGAAUAGAAUUAUGAAUUAAUAAAUAAUGAUAGUUUAAAUGGUUUAAUUCAAUUUAAAGAUGUUUCAUUUACAUAUCCAACAAAAAAAGAAGUUUAAGUAUUAAAAUAAGUGAGUUUUUAAAUUCCAUAAGGAAAGAAAGUAGCAUUUGUUGGAGAAAGUGGAUCUGGAAAGUCUACUAUUGCUUAAUUAUUACUUAAAUUUUAUGAAAUUGAUAGUGGAAUGAUUUUGAUAGGUUCGAAUGAAAUAUCAUUAAAUUAGAUUGGGAAAGAAUAAUUUAGAUAGAAGAUUGCUAUUGUUUCUUAAGAACCUGCUUUAUUUGAUACAACAAUAAGAGAAAAUUUAAAAUUGGGAAAUUAAAAUUGUAAUGAUGAAGAAUUAAUAGAAAUGUUAGUAUCAAUGAAUGCAUCAGAAUUAGUUGAACAUUUAGAUACAAAUGUGGGAAUUAAUGGAAAUCAAUUUAGUGGAGGUUAAAAAUAAAGAAUUGCUAUAGCUAGAGCAUUGUUAUAAAAACCAGAAAUUUUAAUUUUAGAUGAAGCCACUAGUGCAUUAGAUAGAACAAAUGAAUAUCAAAUAACUAAAAAAAUAGAUGAAUAAUUUACAAAUUUAACUAGAAUUGUUAUUGCUCAUCGUUUAAGUACUAUUUAAGAUAGUGAUUUAAUUAUUGUAUUUUAAUAAGGAUAAAUAAUAGGAUAAGGUACACAUACAGAAUUGUUGUUAAAUUGUUAAUAAUAUGCUUAUUUGAUAUCAAAAUAAUAAACAAAAGAAGAAGCCAUGGUGUUGCCUACUACUUUAAUGAGUAUAGAUAAUGAAUCAAUUAAAAAAAGAACAGAUAGAUCAUCAAAGCGAACAUAAAUUUUUGAUAAUAAUCCAUCUGAAAAGUCUAAGAUUAGAUUGAUAGAUACUUAAAAUGAAACAAUUAAAUUAUCAAUGGUUAGAUAGGAAACAUCAUAAAAAUAAGAUAGAAUAGAAAUGAAUGAAAGAUCAUUUAUGUAGACUUUGAAAGAUCUUAUUUUACUUAAUUACAACGAAAUUCAUUAUUUAAUUAUUGGAUGUUUAGCAGCAUGUGUAAAUGGUUCAAUUUAUCCAUUAUUUUCUUAAGUCAUAGCUGAAGUUAUUGAAGCCCUUUUAAUUAAUAAUCCUUAAUAUAAUAUAGAAAAUAGUACACCUGAUUAAAUACUAUAAAAAGUGGAUGCUUUAAAUUAAUCGAUAUUGAGAUGCGAAACUAAUUUAUUUAUUUUAGGAUUUGUGUAUUUUAUUUCAACAACAUUAGAAUCCUUUAGUUUUAGUGUUUAUUCUGAAAGAUUAACUAUACGAAUGAAAUUAGAAAUAUUUCAUAAAUAUCUACGAUUACCUGUAGGAUUUUAUGAUAAUCCAAAUAAUAAUGUAGGAUUUUUAACAACUAGAGUUAAUACAGAUUCAAGAAUUGUAUAAUAACUUUUUUAAAAUAUUAUUGGAUUUAAGUGUUAAUAUUAUGCAGCCAUGUUUGUAGGAUUCAUUUUAUCAUUUGUUUCAUCUUGGAAAUUAACCUUAUUAGCAAUAGGACUUGCUCCAUUAUCUUAUUUUGGAACUAAAUUAAGUUCAAAAUAUGUUGUUGGUUCAUAAUAAUCAUUUUGUGAAUAAGUAUAUAUUAUUAGUAAUAGAAUUUUAAUGGAAACUUUAACUAAUAUACGAACUGUUUAUUCAUUAAGGGCUGAGAAUAUUUUGGUUGAAUAAUAUACUAAACUUUUGGAAUAGCCAAGUAAAUAAGCUAAGAAACUUGGUGCUUGGAUUGGAGUAAGUUCAGGAUAUGCAUAAAUGAAACCAUUCUUGGUUAAUGGAUAUCUUUUCUUUAUGGGAACUCUUCUACUAUAUUAUGAUGAUCUACCUGUACUGGGAAUCUAUUAAACUAUUUUAGCAAUUAUAUUUGCAGUUGUUGGAGGUGCCAAAGAUAUAUACUUUUAAUCUGAUAAUAAUAAGGCUAAAUAAGCAAUUAACUAUUAUUUUAAUUUAUUAGAUAUUGAAGAUGAAUUGUAAGAGAAAAUCAAUUAAAAUCAUAAAAAUUGAA
Paramecium sonneborni is the source of this 4334-nucleotide messenger RNA. Lineage: Eukaryota; Ciliophora; Oligohymenophorea; Peniculida; Parameciidae. The record is from the annotation of a GenBank genome assembly.